ACCAGCGGCAGCGCCGGGCCGGGCUGCGCGGAGGAGGCGGCUUCCCGGCCGGGGCGGCGGCAGGGGCGGCCCCGAUCACAUGGGCGGAGGCAGGUCCGGGCCCCGGGCGGCUCUCCGCAGAGCCGGGCAGCGGCGGCGGCGGCAGCGGGAGCCGCGGCGUCUCCUCGCCCUCCCUCCCUCCAUCCUUCCCUCGCCUCCCGGACCGGCCGCCCCGCCCGACAGGCAUGGUGCUGACGGUGGACGUCAUGGGGCCGGCGCCCUGGGGCUUCCGGAUCACUGGGGGCAGGGACUUCCACACGCCCAUCAUGGUGACCAAGGUAACGGAGCGGGGCAAGGCCGAGGCAGCUGACCUCCGGCCUGGCGACAUUAUCCUGGCCAUCAACGGGGAGAACGCACAGGGCAUGCUCCACGCCGAGGCCCAGAGCAAGAUCCGCCAGAGCCCCUCGCCCCUGCGGCUGCAGCUGGACCGGUCCCGGGCUCCUGGCCUGCAGGCCUGCGGCAGGGUGGGCCGAGGGGUGUCCCUGUGCCUGGCUGGGCGUGUAGCCACAGGUAGGGCAGGCUGGCAUCAGCCACCUGGAUGCCCGGGUUUGACUGGUUCCCAAGUGUGUGGGCCACGGGGCGUGGGCAUGAAGUGGGUUGGAGAGGGAAAGGUGUGCCUUAGGCUGGGCCUCUGGGGCCUCUGCCUCCAAGAGGUCGUGACCUUUGUUCAGGUAGGGCUGGGGGGAGGGAGGGGAGGAGUGUGGUGGUUCACUCCCCCUCUCAUGGCCCUCCCUCCAUUGCUUCUCAAGGCCUCGCUGGUGAAGGCCGGUUUCCGGCUAGUGGGGUUUGCAGCCUGCAGCCCUGGAUUGGGGAAAGGGGGGGACAGGUGGUUCCCCAAGGUGGGGCAUCGUGGUGAGUCACCGGAAAGGAAUCCUGGGAGAUUCCCUCAGCCAGGAGAGCCCUUCGGGAGGGCCUUGAACCUGAGUCAGGUUCUUCCUCUCUGCCCUGCGAUGCUCUCCCUUGGCCCUGACCCCGUGCCCUCUCCUGGCCCUCCCGCCCCACAGGCUGUAGAAACUGGCUCCCACAAUGCCCUGGGCAGCCCCAGCCCCUCCAGUGACUCCUCCUUGCUCCUCUGGCCUAAGAGUGUUGCAGGAGUGGGACCAAAGGAGGAGGAGGGUGAGGAGUACCUCCUGGCAUCUGGGAAGGGGACCAAAAUCUACAAGAGGCUGCGGAGUGGAGCGGGGGGAGGGUCAGGGAGCUGCUGACACCAUCACUUCCUCAGGGAGGUGGGCCAGGCUGAGUACCCCCAGGCCUCCAGCUCCAUGUUGGGGAGAGGGGGUCAAGGUUCCCUUUUUCUCUCCCGCCCCCCCCCCCCCCCCCCCCGCAAGCCCUCUCUUAAUCCUCCGUAAACACCCCCCUCCCCAUCCCCCAUGACCUUUCAGGCACUCAGAGCCCUGUGGCAGGAAGCAGUGCUCUGGGCUAGAGCUUCAACCCAAGCUCCCCUCACUCUGACGUCACAGCCGUACCCCCCACCCCCCACCCGCUGCCCCCAGAGGCUGAGGCUGAUGGGGUGUGAGUGACUGAGGUUUCUGCUGACCCCUCUGGAAGUGGCCAGACGGCAGGAAUGGUGCAGUGGAGAUGGGUCUUGGCAGGCGCUUCUCAGCCAGCCCUCAGCCCUCAGCGGCGUCCCUCAGGCUCCGGCUGGCUCUACAGAGAAGAGCUUUGGAGGACAGUGCUGGGGGGCUGAGCGGGAGCCCCUGGCUGACUGCCUUGGGGACUGGCUGGGGAGCCGGUCUGCGGGUCCUGCAGCUGCCUGCCUGGCAGGAAGGGGGGCAGCCCCACCCCUGCUUUACAGAGGAGGCGCCUGUGGAGGGGACCAGGACAGGCUCUCAGAGGCGUCCUCAGUGCUGAGCUGGGAGGGACAGGCCUCUGGCUGGGGACAGCGGGCAGCUGGCCCAGCCACUGCUGGGCUUAGGGCUUUGGGCCACUCUCUCUCUCUCUCUGGUGUCAGGUUCUCCAAGGCCAAAGAUACAGGGUUCUUUUAUAACAUCAGCAAUGUGCCCGCAAAUUGAUCUGCAAAUGGAUGCAAAUUGAUCAGAGACAAAGUCUGGAUAAAAU
Pipistrellus kuhlii (Kuhl's pipistrelle) is the source of this 2097-nucleotide messenger RNA. It is a transcript of the gene PDLIM2, whose product is annotated as PDZ and LIM domain 2. The record is from RefSeq and is a predicted model, not a curated record. Gene Ontology annotation, biological process: muscle structure development; heart development; actin cytoskeleton organization. The coding region runs from base 225 to 1244 and encodes 339 amino acids. Lineage: Eukaryota; Metazoa; Chordata; Mammalia; Chiroptera; Vespertilionidae. Gene Ontology annotation, cellular component: Z disc; filamentous actin; stress fiber. The transcript is spliced from 4 exons. Gene Ontology annotation, molecular function: muscle alpha-actinin binding; actin binding.